Molecule: messenger RNA, 2642 nt
Organism: Trichomycterus rosablanca
Lineage: Eukaryota; Metazoa; Chordata; Actinopteri; Siluriformes; Trichomycteridae
Gene: best2
Product: bestrophin 2
Exons: 9
Coding region: 1-1473 (490 amino acids)
Molecular function (GO): chloride channel activity
Source: RefSeq, a predicted model, not a curated record
AUGACAGUGACGUAUACAGCAUGUGUGGCAAACGCUCGCUUUUGUGGCUUCUCCAAGCUUCUUUUGGCCUGGAAGGGAAGCGUCUAUAAAGUUUUAUACAAGGAAUUUUUUGCUUUCUUCGCUUUGUACACCACCAUCAGUAUCACCUACAGAUUCUUUCUUGUGGACGAGCAGAAGCGCUACUUUGAAAAACUCUCAAUUUAUUGCAACUAUUACGCCAGCCUGAUUCCCAUGUCCUUUGUCCUAGGUUUCUAUGUGACAGUAAUAGUAAACCGCUGGUGGAAUCAGUACACAUCCAUCCCGCUGCCAGACAGGGUCAUGUGUGUGCUCUCAGGGGGUGUGCAGGGUGGAGAUGAGCAUGGCAGGUUGUUGAGGCGCACGCUCAUGCGCUAUGCCAGUCUGUCUGCGCUGCUCAUCUUGCGCUCCGUCAGCACUGCUGUUUUCAAGCGCUUUCCCACCAUGGACCAUGUGGUAGAGGCAGGUUUCAUGACAAGGGAGGAGAGGAAGAGGUUUGAGAGUCUACAUUCUCCUUAUAAUAAAUACUGGAUUCCAUGUGUGUGGUUCACUAAUUUGGCUUCUGUGGCUCGAUGUGAGGGCAGAAUCAAAGAUGAUAAUACUUAUAAGUUGCUCAUUGAGGAGUUGAAUUAUUUCAGAGAGAAAUGCAGCAUGCUUUUCCACUAUGAUAUGAUCAGUGUGCCACUAGUUUACACACAGGUGGUGACAUUAGCAGUGUACAGCUUCUUCCUGGUGUGUCUGAUUGGUCGCCAAUUUCUGGACCCAAGUCAGGGUUACCAAGGUCAUGAUCUUGACCUGUAUGUGCCUAUUUUCACCCUGCUCCAGUUUUUCUUUUAUGCUGGCUGGCUCAAGGUGGCAGAACAGUUGAUCAACCCGUUUGGUGAGGAUGAUGAUGACUUUGAGACCAAUUGGCUUAUAGACAGAAACUUUCAGGUAUCAAUGAUGGCAGUGGAUGAGAUGUAUGGUGAUCUGCCCAAAAUGGAGAGAGAUCGCUACUGGAACGACUCGAACCCUCGGCCCCCCUACACCGCUGCCACACUUUUUGUCCUCCGCAAACCCUCCUUUCAGGGUUCCACCUUUGACAUGACAAUUCCAAAAGAGGAGAUGCACUUUCAGCCUUUGGAGGAGAUUGCGGAAAACAUGGAAGACUCUGCAACUUGCAAUCACAACCUUGCUGUGUUCAACAGAUUCCUUAGCUCUGCCCCCUCUCCCACCAGCUUUGUGGGUGGGGCUUUUUGCAGAAGCUCGGCCCAACUGCAGCAAUUAACACGUUCAGGCAGUCCCGACCUGUCCUUGUCAAAUGAAGAGGGGUACUUGGGUCAGAAAGAUGGUACAGGAGGAUUCUUACCAUCAGGUUUAGGACAUAGUACCCACAGCACUAUCUGCAGCUGUGAAGGAAACACCACUCUCCUGACCACUCUGGAGAUUAACAAGAGACAAGUAAGGAAGGAAGAAUGAUGAGGACAAAUUAAAAAGUUUGCAAAAAAAAUUAAGCCCUGGUUCUCUGCUUCAAAUACCACAAACCACUCCAUAUCAGACGUCUUCUCUUUCCAACCUUUCAAAAAUCAGCCCAAGGUUAUGACUCCACAGUUGACCAAUGGCAUACCAUCUACGAUUUCACUGACAGUUUCAAAUUUUGACAGUUUUUUAUUCCCGGAGGAAGAGUGUCCAAUAUGGUCACCUGAAGAACAUGCAGGGCACCUAGAAAUCAUCAGUGUGGUUUAGAGGUUCUCAGUUUGAAAAACAAGGCUGAGGACAGACAGAGGACAGACUGAGUAAUAUUUAACCUUAUUUAGCCCAGUCUAAGUCACAGUGCAAAUGUAACUGGCUUUAUACCAGUUAGACCUCACUAACAAAGUGAUAAACAAAUGUCACAGACAACAACCCCUUAGCCAUUCCAGGUAUUUGAUGUGUUUUAUCUCAAGCACUAAUUCAGUUUUUCAGGGCAAGGCUUAGAGUAAUCGCUUACUCUGCGUUGUGUUAUGUUGUUGAAGAAGUACUCAGGGACCACUGAUGCUGGUACCAGACAUGAACUCAUUUAUUAGGAGGAUGAUUCUGGAUGUACAAGACUACAAAACUAGAGAGAAGUCGCACACGCCUCGUGUCCACCUACAUUGCUAGUCUGUGCACCCAGAAAAUAAUAGAAAAGGUGGGGGGAGGGUUAGCAUUGCACAUUACAGGCAGCUGUAGCAUGCUAAAACUUUUCACUUUUACUCGGUAAUUCCAUCAAAAAAAUACACAACAUAUGUCUACAAAACAUCCAGAUAAUAAAUUCUAUUAACAUCGCUUCGCUUCAUAUUUAACAGUUUUUAUAACUUUUUACACUGUAUUGAAUGUUUUAACAACUCUUUUAACACAGAGCUUAAGUUUUACCAUCUCUCCAGCAGUGCUCUAAGCCAGUGUUUCUCAACCUUUUUUCAGUCACGGCACCCUUUAAAAGUAUGCAAAAUCUCAAGUCACCCCAGUCUAAAAUGUAUUAAAAAACGUACUUACUCUGCAAUCCCUCGGACUGCUAACACACACGCACACACACCAUAAGGGGUCAUUUAGGGAGGGAGGGGUAAACAUGACUUACUUUUAAUGGGAAAUAUUUUAUUCUAUUUCAUAUUUUUGCACAUGUAACUGUU